This is a messenger RNA of Aspergillus novofumigatus IBT 16806, 858 nucleotides long. RefSeq names its product HIT family protein. The transcript has 2 exons. The record is from RefSeq and is a predicted model, not a curated record. Lineage: Eukaryota; Fungi; Ascomycota; Eurotiomycetes; Eurotiales; Aspergillaceae. The coding region runs from base 175 to 765 and encodes 196 amino acids. Gene Ontology annotation, molecular function: catalytic activity.
CGCUAUCAAGCCAGGUCCCGCACAGCUUCUCCGACUCGACUCCGCAUCAUAAGUGACCUGAACCACCAAAACAUCCACUCUCGGAUGGGAUCCCUCUUACUCCCCCGCAAGCUUAUCCUUAAUUCCUGAUCAGCCCAUUUCCAACCGAUAAAAAAAAAAUAAAAUAAAAAUUUCAUGUCCGUCCGAGACCCCGUCCCCGCCAUGUCCGCCGCCCUCAAAGGCGCCCAGAUCUACUUUGGCCCAUUCCUCGUCACAUCCCAGGUCUUCCACCUCACCCCGCUCUCCUUCGCCCUCGUAAACCUCAAACCCAUCCUCCCGGGCCACGUCCUCGUUUCCCCGCGCCGGCGCGUUCCCCGCGUCGCGGACCUGACGGCCGCCGAAACGAGCGAUCUCUUCCUCACCGUGCAGCGGGUCGGCAAGAUGGUUGAGCGCGUGUACGGCGCGUCGAGUCUAAAUAUUGCUGUGCAGGAUGGGCCGGAGGCGGGGCAGAGCGUGGCGCAUGUGCAUGCGCACAUCAUCCCGCGGAAACGGGCGGAUCUGGACCAUCGGGGCGGGAUGGAUGCGGUGUAUGGUUUGUUGGAUGGAGAGGAGGGGGAUCUGAGGCGGGCGUUUGGGGAGGGGAAGGAGGGGGAGAGGAUGCCGAGGGCGAAGUUCCCUGCGGUUGAUAAUGAGGGGCGGUCGCCGAGGAGUAUGGAGGAGAUGGAGGCUGAGGCGGAGAUGUUGGCGAGGGAGAUGGAGAGGAUGGAGAGGGAGGUUGUGAAGUGAUCAUGGCGGUGGCUUAUAGCUGGUUCUAUAACAUACAUGAAGAAUACAUACUAGAUGCUAUUAGGAGCUAUAAACCGUGCCUCGUUGAAUGUC